GGUUCUGAAUUAAAAAAUGAAUUAAAAAUUUUGUAAAAAAAUAGUUUUUGUGGGACAAAUUAAAAGUUAUGACAUAAUUUAUUUUUAAAUAAAUUGUAUGCAGUUUGUUUUAUUAAGGAUAAAAAUCAAAAAACGGUCAAACCGCUACGGGCGUUUUAGUGUUAAGUUCCGUAUAUCUGCAGUAUCUCGAAAUCCUUAAAAGGUUUAGUAAGGAGUUUUUCAGUCUUACUAAGCCUUUUUUAAAUUUCAGUUGGAAAUGCAAUAUCUGUCUUUUAGAGGAUAAUUCCUUCUAUUUAAAAUGAUAUUAUGUUUGCUUAUAGUUUGGGCAUUUAACGGUUCUGUUCUUAUAUAGAGAAAGGAAACGAACUAAGGUUUCAGCUCUUUCUAACACUUUACUUUUUGAAGAUAGUUGUCAAUUCAAGAAGAAAUGGAAGGUUAUAUAAUAGAUCAAACAUUCAUUUUCACUCCUGCUGACGACUAAAUUGGUGUAAUAUUGGGAGAAAAUUGAGCUAAGGGAGCUUUCUCUGAAACAACAAUACUCACUUUUUUAUGUGCGGUAAAGUGAGAAGCAGGAAAAGAUUUUGCUUCAUCGGUAAAAAAGUAGACGAAUUUUAUAGGUACCAAAAAUGUCUUGGGUUUAGUAAACAUUAUUUAAUUCACGACCAAAAUGGUUUCGGAGUUGAAUUGAAAAACCUUUAGGAUUUAGCAGCAAUAAUGAAAAACCCUUGGUUUUAGUAUUCAUCGAGUCAAGAACUAAGUAAUGCUUACUAAACCCAAGGGAUUUUUGGUACUUGUAAAAUCCGUCUACUUUCCUCACAAAACUCUGUUGUUUCAUUAAAAUACUAAAAGGAUUUAUAUGUCAACCCUUUGGGUUUAGUAACAUAAAUAGAAUACUUUUAGGGUUUUAUAACAGUGUUAAAAAAAUCCUUUAUUUUCUUAAAAUACUUUUCCAAAAAGUAUUUUAAAAAACCAAAACGAUUUAGUAACGAUAUAAAACCCUCAAAUGUGCUACUAUAUCUACUUGGGUUUAGAGACAACAAUAAAAAAACGUUCGGGUUUUUUAAACUGCCUAUUUUUUUUAGAGAGUGUACAUCACAGAAUGUGUAUUCAAAGCUAUGCGACCACUGAGAAGUAACUGUUCUUUACUUUCUUUUUCCAAACAUGCAAUCGCCUGCUUUACGAUGUUGAAAAAUAUAAGUACAUAACAGCAUAGGAUAUAUGUCGCCCAUUUUCACUGAAAAUAUCACCCAUUUACAAGCAUAUUCAGACGCUCUUAACGCAAUUUCGCUUGGAAGCACUCGAAUGGCGUAUUGGUAAACCGUGGAUCGGGUAUCCACUUAAAAGUUUGUUUUAACUCAAGUUUUUCUUAACCUAUUGGAACGUAAUCUUGAGUUAAGGAUUAAUUUGAGACCUCUAGAGUUGUCUUAGGUCAGUGUUGUGAAACAGCACACAAUAUUUAAGUAACAAUCUUCAAAGAGUAAAUUUUGAGACUUGUUGUAUAAGGAAAACUUUGAUCUGUAGGAUCGACUGUUAUGUUGAGAUUAUUUGGAGAGUAAUUAUACUACUUUUUUUAAGAUCUGUGUUGUGUUUUGAUGGAUAAAAAUGAUUGAACGUCAAGUAUAUUUAUUCCAGCGGUUAACAAUUCCUUCCAGUAUCAUUAGACACCGUUUUAGAUCAUUAUCAUUACACAAACUUCAUCUUCUUCAUGAGUUAUUCUCUAAUUAUUCAACAGAACUGAGAUUAGUAAGCUUAUUUCAGCUGCCAUUUCGUUUGAUUUAUGCUGAAUGUAAACGACGAAAAUAUUUUGUAUCAUUUGCACCUCUAUGCAUCUCAUCAACAAGGUCACGUAAAAAUAACAAUUAUAAUUAUGAACAAUGUAAUGAUAGUAAAAAUUACAAAAUAUCAAAAUCGAUAACAUCAGAGAAAGACAAGCAUAAAUACUUUUAUCCUUAUUUGAUUGGAGCGAGUACCAUUUCUGCAUUUAGUGUUUUCUCAUGGGACGAAAAUGGUAUUAAUAAUGAAGAAUUACAAGAAGCUGCAUCUGAUCAAUAUUUAUUGGAUAUGCCAAACUCGAAUGUAGUCGAAAUAUUAGUGGAUAAUGGAUGGGAAAAUUUAUUGAUUAAAGAGCGUCUGUUGAUAUUUCGAAGAUAUGAUGAAGAGUUAGAAGUAUACACAUAUAAAAUUUUAGGAAGUUUUACAGACGUUUCUGCAUUGCUAUUCUUAUAUGUUCAGCUUGAUCUUGACUACAGGCAAAUUUGGGAUAAGCAAGCUGUUCAGUUGGAUAUUAUUGAAACCAACGCAUCGAUGGAUAGUGACGUGGUACAUUGGAUUCAUAAAUUUCCGUACCCACUAAAUAAUCGUGAUUAUGUUUACAUAAGACGAUUUUCCAUUGAUACAUCAUCAGAAACUCCAAAAAUUAUUCUCAAAUGUCGUUCAACUGAUCAUCCACUUUUGAUGAAGAAAAAUAAAUGUGUUCGUGUUACAAGAUAUGAGUCAUCAAUGUUAAUACAACCGAAGCGAAAUUUAGAAGAAAAAGGGAUGCGUUUUCUACUAACAUAUUAUGAUGAUGCCAAAACAUCGAUGCCGGUGUCAACUUACUCAUAUCUUGCACAAACUGGAAUCCCAGAUUUUGUUGAAAAGAUGCACAUAGCCGCAAAAAAUGUUUCAAAAGAUAUAAAGCUAAAUGAUCUGUUAAAAAGGUCUCAAUGUCCGAUUAGUACCGGUGAUGAUGAAAACAAUUUAUUUUAA
Messenger RNA from Didymodactylos carnosus, 2748 nucleotides. The record is from the annotation of a GenBank genome assembly. NCBI's taxonomy places the organism in Eukaryota, Metazoa, Rotifera, Eurotatoria, Philodinida, Philodinidae.